This is a messenger RNA of Phyllopteryx taeniolatus (common seadragon), 1363 nucleotides long. RefSeq names its product STING1 ER exit protein 1 (gene steep1). The transcript has a single exon. The coding region runs from base 121 to 798 and encodes 225 amino acids. The record is from RefSeq and is a predicted model, not a curated record. Lineage: Eukaryota; Metazoa; Chordata; Actinopteri; Syngnathiformes; Syngnathidae.
AUUACAGUGUGGUACACCGGAAGUGAAGUCAUACGGUGCGUAGCUGUUGAUUUAACGCCAUGUCGGUUAGGCAGUAGCGCGUUACCUACAUCGAAUAUAUUUGUUUCAAAUUAAAUCAACAUGCCGAAAGUCGUGUCGAGAAGUGUUGUGUGCUCAGACACGCGAGACCGAGAGGAGUACGACGACGGAGAAAAGCCUCUCCAUGUCUACUACUGCCUGUGCGGCCAGAUGGUGCUGGUCCUGGACUGCCAGCUGGAGAAGCUCCCCAUGAGGCCCCGAGACCGAGCCCGGGUGAUCGACGCCGUCAAACGCGCGCACAAAUUCUGCAACGUGGAGCAGGACGAGAACACGUACAUCAAGAGAGCCGAGGGCAUCGAGAGGCAGUACCGCAAGAAGUGCGCCAAGUGCGGCUUGCUGCUCUUCUACCAGCACCAGGAGAAGAACACCCAGGCCACCUUCGUCGUGGAAGGAGCGGUGGUCAAAUUCGGACAGGGGAUCGGGAACACCAGUAUGUACAGUCAAAAGCAGCCUGAGGCACCCAAGAAGGUCCGCGUGAUGAUGACGAAGCGAACCAAAGACAUGGGCAAGUUCAGCUCCGUCACCGUGUCCACCAUUGACGAGGAGGAGGAGGAGAUCGAGGCCAGGGAGGUGGCCGACUCCUACGCCCAGAACGCCAAAGUGAUCGAGAAGCAGCUGGAGAGGAAGGGCAUGAGCAAGAGGAGGCUGCAGGAGCUGGCCGAACUGGAGGCCAAGAGGGCCAAGAUGAAGGGCACCCUGAUUGACAAUCAGUUCAAGUAGAGAAGGCCUGAUGAAGGACACGAACUCUGUGAAGAGACUUCAACUGGGGCCAUACAAAAGGCACUUGUGGUGGACAUUUUGGUUAAAAUUUCAUUUUGUAGGGUAGCACAGUGGUGUACUGCUGGUGAGUGAGUGCUUGCAUGGCUUUUCUCUGGGUACACAGGCUUCCUUCCACUUUCCAAGUCAGGCAUGUUAGGUUCAUUAAAGAUUAAAUUGUACACUGGUUUGUCUAUAUGUGCCCUGGUGACCACUUCACUGUGUACUCAAUUGAGGAAAUCAAUGUUAUUUUGUAUUUCUACCAAAUAAAGUUUAAAAAAAAACAAAAAACGUUUUUUUUAAAAAUUCAAGAAACCCAGACUGACUUUUUAAGUGUUAAAACCACAAAUUCAAACUACGCCACACUGUUACUGCCGUACUUUUUUUUAUUUUUUUUAUUUUUACUUGAUGUGAGUGUUUUUCAUGUAAAUAUUUACUGUAAUUAUGACUUUACUACUGCAUUAGCAUAGGAUAGUGAUAGACUAUAGCUCCAUCAUAAAACGAGGACCCCAGUAGUAUGUUGUCACAA